Molecule: messenger RNA, 1749 nt
Organism: Camarhynchus parvulus
Lineage: Eukaryota; Metazoa; Chordata; Aves; Passeriformes; Thraupidae
Gene: HRG
Product: histidine rich glycoprotein
Exons: 7
Coding region: 1-1749 (582 amino acids)
Biological process (GO): regulation of platelet activation; heme transport; negative regulation of endopeptidase activity
Cellular component (GO): extracellular region; blood microparticle; endolysosome
Molecular function (GO): serine-type endopeptidase inhibitor activity; heparin binding; zinc ion binding
Source: RefSeq, a predicted model, not a curated record
AUGCUGCUUUUAGCUUCAGCUUUUUUUCUAACACUACUGCAGUGCUCUAAUGCCCAAAAUGAAAUAAGCAUUACGCCUGCAGACUGUAACACCGUUGAAACAGAUGCAGGAGUGGCCCUGGAUUUGGUCAACAGACAUCGCAGAGAUGGUUACGUUUUUGGUUUGUUCCGUGUUGCUGAUGCACAUGAACUACAUUUAGGAAAUUCAACGGUCCUCUACCUAACUUUGGAUGUGCUGGAAACUGAAUGCUCUGUCUUAUCCAGAAGACACUGGGAGUCCUGUGACUACAGUGACACCUAUCCAAUGGACUUUGGGCAAUGUAAGAUUAUCACAUAUACAAACCAUCUGCUGAAGAAACCUCAACUAUAUGGAUUUAAUUGUACAUUAAGUCCAGUUCCACCUGACUUAGUAGAGUGCAAAGAUUGUCCUGUGAAACUUGAAGCCUUAGAAGUCACUGAGCAACAUAAAGAUAUUGCUGCAAAGGCCCUGAGGAAAUUCAACAGUGAAGGUAACCACACAAACAACUUCGCUGUGGAUAAAGUUGAAAGAAUUUUAAAGAUGACUGCCUCGCGUGAAGGUCACAUUUUAGGAUUCUCUAUAAAAGAGACCAACUGUUCAAAAUCUAUGCAGGAAACAGAUCAGGCACUGGAAUGUGAUUUUCUGCAUGACUGGCAUGCUCACACCGGAUUCUGCAAGGCAAGAGUUAUCAGUGAUGCAGAUGAAGCUGAUGGAACAGAUAUAAGCUGUGAAAUCUACCAUCCUUGGCACUAUGGCUGUGGGCGAAGAGGAAAACAUUCAGCCCUGGGACAUCCACACAGACAUCCCCACUGUCAUCAUCAUUUUGGUCACAGACAUCGCCAUAAGCAUCACCAUAGACAUGAAUGUCCCCCCUCUUCUCAGUCCAGAUCUGAAGACCCUGAGCAUAAUGCCAAAUCCAGCAAGGAAGAUCAAGACAGCAACAAAGAAAUUUCUUCUCCCCCUCCUCCCCAUGAUGAACCAGAUCAUCAUCAUCCUACUCCACCUCCUCAUGGACCAGACCAUGACCAUCCUCCUCACCACCACGGACCACCCUGUCCCCCUCCUCAUGGACCAGACCAUGACCAUCCUCCUCACCACCACGGACCACCCUGUCCCCCUCCUCAUGGACCACACCAUGAUCAUCCUCCUCACCACCAUGGACCAGACCACCACCACCCUCCUCACCACCAUGGACCACCCUGUCCCCCUCCUCAUGGACCAGAUCAUGACCAUCCUCCUCACCACCAUGGACCACCCUGUCCCCCUCCUCAUGGACCAGGUCACCACCACCCUCCUCACCACCAUGGACCACCCUGUCCCCCUCCUCAUGGACCAGGUCACCACCACCCUCCUCACCACCAUGGACCACCCUGUCCCCCUCCUCAUGGACACCCUCCUCAUCACUGUCAUCACUAUUACAGACAUCAUCACAACAAGACAAGCAUAUCAGGAAAGUAUUUUCCAUGCCAUGUAACAGGAGCUGUCUAUCGCAUCCCAGUUCUAAAUCAGCAGGAUUCUCUCACACCUCCCACUGCAAACUUUCCUGAACUAUCCCAAUGCAACCUUCACUUUUCCAGCACUGGCUCAAAACUAGAAGAGAUGGCAGAAUUUCCAGGCUUUCCAGAUCACUCUACACAAUCAAAAUCAUGCCCUGGAAAACCCAAACUUGACCUUCCAAAAAUUUUGCCUUUAUUUCCUCAUAGCUUUGUAACAGAAAAUUCUCCUAUAUGA